Messenger RNA from Pocillopora verrucosa, 1850 nucleotides. Lineage: Eukaryota; Metazoa; Cnidaria; Anthozoa; Scleractinia; Pocilloporidae. The record is from RefSeq and is a predicted model, not a curated record.
CCCACGCUGCAUUUUCAGUUCUUCCUAGUUUGGUUAGCAAACAGUGAGGAGUGAUUUCAAGCCUUGCUAAGGAAACGAAUUACUUUUUAGCUUAAGAAAAUCGAAUUUUAGCGGCGAUAUACAGAUACAGAAAGCAAGUGACAUGCAGCAAGGUCAAAGUAUAUUUAGUAUUCCCUCGAUUGUGAAACUAAACGUCGGCGGUCAUUACUUCACCACAAGUCUUCAAACAUUGACCAGAGAUCCAAACUCAAUGCUAGCCGUCAUGUUUUCAGGGAAGUUUGAGAUGAAACCUCUUGAAGACGGCGCUUUCUUUAUCGACCGAGAUGGAACUCACUUCCGGUUUAUACUCAAUUAUCUUCGCACUGGAAAAUUGACUUUACCAGACGGAGCAACAUCUUUGAAAGAAUUUGCCGAAGAAGCUGAGUUUUACCAAAUCCAAGGGAUACUGGAUAAAUUAAAAUCGAUGACAGAUAGUUUAACGCGCGUGAAACUGAAUGUUGGCGGCCAUCACUUCACAACAAGUCUGCAAACAUUGACCAAAGAUCGAAACUCGAGGUUAGCCGCCAUGUUUUCAGGGGAGCAAGCUGAAAACGGCACCCUCUUCCUCGACAGGGAUGGGAAACACUUCCGGUUUAUACUCAAUUAUCUGCGUAACGGAGAGCUAGUGUUACCGGAUGAUGCAAAAUUUGUCAAAGAACUUGAAACUGAAGCGCAGUUCUACAAGAUCGAAGGGAUACUGAUUAGGUUGAGCCUUUUUUCGGAGAUACUCACGAAUGAGGAACAUAUCAGCGUGCUGCUAAGUUGGCUGCCUGUCCAUGACACGGGGAUGAGGCGACGUCACCUCCGUCUUCUGUACCGUGCUUCUCGAGAUGGCUUCGCAGCCGGAUGCUUUCACUCCAGAUGUGACAACAACGGGCCAACUGUUACUAUCGUGAAGAGUGGAGAAUAUAUUUUUGGAGGUUUUACAGAACAGUCUUGGACGAGUCAAAACCGUGACUCAAGGUGUACCAAGGCAUUCUUGUUCAGUAUGGUCAACCCACAUGGCCAUGAACCAACGAAAAUACCGCUUACUCCUCGUGGCCAUGAGCGUGCCAUCUCAUGUAGAGCUGACCUUGGACCAACGUUUGGCCGCGGGUAUCGCGGCAAGCAUGCCCUACAAAUCUCAGACCAUGCAAACGUAUCAUACAGUGAGUCUGAUGACAAUGAUUACACAUAUAAUUUUCCUCCAGAACGCACGACUUUCUUCACGGGAAAUUCAAGAUUUGUUGUGACAGAUUACGAAGUGUUUUCACUCAAUUGAAGUAAAACAAAUGAUUUGGGGGAGGAGGGGGGUGUACCUUCUAAAACAGGGAUGCUUUGCCCCAAUGCUUGGAAAAAGUUUUAUAAAAGAGAAGAGAUUUCAAAGGUUGAACUACAGAAAAGGGCGUAUAAGGGCAGGACUUAAAUCAGGUGAAUACCGUUGGAAGGUCUCGGUAAAGCGAAAUGACACUGUAGUAUUGCUGUUUGUCUCCCGUUGUGGAUAGUUUCAUUAUGAGGCCCUGUUAAAGUACAUUUGGACGGCGAUACGGCUCUGAAACGGUUACACAAUGGGAGCUGAAAUGACCACGAACAACGACCCGUUAACGCGAAUUCGACAGCGACAUUGGCGUUUUAAAAAUUAGACAGCGACUUGCUGCGCAUUCGAGCAGAAGAAAUAGCGUGUAACAAUUUGUGAAACUUUCCGCGAGUAUUUUCCGUCUACUGUUUGACCACACGCGGCCCAAGCUCAAGUCUCGAGAAAAAGUGAACGAUUAAUUUAUGAAAGCGUCACACGUUGUGUGAAUUGUUGUUAAGUUGCGAGAGGAACCGUU